CCAUCGUCAAGCCCCAGCCUGCCGCCUCCUCCACCACCACGCACACAACAAAGAACAGCUGUCUGGGCUCAACCACUCACCACGCUCACCCUUCAUACCCACACAGCAGCAGAACGGCAGACAAAACAUUCUCAGGGCAGACACUCAGGGGAACAAAAAUGUGCACCACAAUGCCCUCAGCCAGAAACACCAUCCGAAGGGUAAAGAUGAGGAGUUCAGUAAUGUGUGGCAGUCUCUGCAGAGUUCUGGAAUGCCCCAGAAACCACCAGCCCACUGGCAACAAAACAAUGCGUGUAAUUCUGCCUGGGGUCCAGGGUCUCCCGGACAGGACGGGCAGUUCCAGGGGCAACAGGGCAUGAACCAACCCCAGAGUCAACAACAACAACCCCCCAAACCUGGUCCAGCAGGAAGUAUCAGACUGCUGAAGAGAAAUGAAGAUGUCAACACUCUGUUUCCCGCUCAGAACGCCACAAAGAAGCAGACAGAGUUUGAGGAGUUGAUCGCCAACCUGAAGAUCACUAAGGGCAACGAGCCAACGAGUCAAUCGGAGGAGCCGCUGUCUCCACAGUCUUUCGCUAUGAAGGGGACUCUGGCCCUGAAGGAGAUGCUGAACAUUGGCUCUGCCCCGGACUCCACUAGUCUCUCCUCCUCCAACACCCAGCAGCAGAACAGGAGAAGAGCCACCAAGAAACUGGCGGCGAGGAUGGGAGACUUAGUGUCACCUGUGUCCGCAGCAGCAGUCCCUCCCCUGCAGGCCCACCAGCCCUCCUCCAUGGGUCCCAGUGUGGCCUCCGAGCUGGCUAGGAUCUGUGUAGGUCUGGGCAUGGCCCCCGACUUCACCUUCAUACGCAGCAGACAGGGUUUGAUGGUGUGUCAGGUGAAGCUCUCCAGUGGUCUGCUUGUCCACGGUCCUCAGAGUCACUCUGAGAACGAAGCCAAAGAGAAGGCAGCUCUCUUCGCCCUGCAGCGCCUUAAUUCGGUGGGUUCUGGGUUUCCCAUGCCUCCGCCUCUGUUCUCCGGGGUCAGCCAGAUAAGAGGACCGUCCAUGGGACCCAUGCCUAACAUAUUCGGCCAAUCGGGUGGUCUGUUAAUCCCUCCUCAGGGGUAUGGUCCUCUCCACUGGGGCAUGCCCCUCCCUCCCCACCAGGGACAGCCCUUCUAUGGGGGCACCUUCCCUGGCGCCCGGCCCCAGGCACCCUCCGUCCCCAUCGGCUCACACAACCAGUUUGUCCCCCUGCAGGUGACUAAGAAGCGCGUGUCAUCAGGCAAGAAGCCACAAGAGUUCUACAAUGCGGCUCACACGGCGAGGAACCAAGCCCCAAGUAAGGCAGCCCAGUCUGACUCCCAACCCUCCUAUCCCCAGCCCCCUCAGCACCCCCUGCAGCCCCCAUCACACCCCUAAAGACCGCCCAGGACCCCUGAGAUGGCUGGGACCUCCUCCACGCCACAGACGCCACGCCAGAACCCCACCCCAGGCCAUGGCCACACCCCCAGCUCUGCCUCCAAGAGGAAACACAGGAAACUGGCGGUCAACUUUGAAGUGGCCAAAGUCCAAGAAUGAUCUGCUUCCCCUCUCUGCUUAGGUGAAGAUGUUUAAGAUGGUAUUAUCAUCUUCCUGGUCUCAAAUGGAACCUAUUCUCUGUGUGCUGCCCUACUAUUGACCAGAGCCCUAUGUAGUUCCCCUAUGGGGCUGUUCUCAAAAGUAGUGCGUUAGAAGAGGAAUAGGGUGUCAUUAGGGUUC
This is a messenger RNA of Oncorhynchus nerka (sockeye salmon), 1741 nucleotides long. Its product is annotated as 5'-3' exoribonuclease 1-like. The transcript has 12 exons. The record is from RefSeq and is a predicted model, not a curated record. The coding region runs from base 251 to 1402 and encodes 383 amino acids. Lineage: Eukaryota; Metazoa; Chordata; Actinopteri; Salmoniformes; Salmonidae.